CACGGCUCUCUCAGCUCUCCAGGCACUUUUCUGAGCAGGAAUUUUCCCGGCGUGGCACCGUGAUUCCUCUAUUCAACACACACACACACACACACACACACACCGCUGCUGCCUCUGCUAGGGUGUGUGUGUGACAUCACCUCUUGGAACGAACCGACACACACACACACACACACGCGCACGCACCCGGCAGUGUCGCAGCUCUUCGUCUCUUCACGGAAAGGGGUUGGACAGUGGUAUAAGCGCGCGCGGGCGCGCGCGUGUGUGUAUAUGUGUGUGUCAGUGUGUGUUUUCCUGCCACGAUGAGCAGCAGCAGCUUCGUGAACAUGGCGACUAUAGGAGACUUCGACCCGCUCAACACCGCCGUCCCCGCCACCAAAGUUGAAAUCACAGUCUCGUGCAGAAAUCUGCUCGACAUGGACACUUUCUCCAAAUCAGAUCCAAUCUGUGUGCUGUACACCCAAGGGAUCGGCAACAAGGAGUGGAGAGAGUUUGGGAGGACGGAAAUCAUAGAUAACACACUAAACCCAGACUUUGUGCGCAAGUUCAUUCUGGACUAUUUCUUUGAAGAGAGACAGAAUCUUCGUUUUGAUCUGUACGAUGUGGACUCAAAGAGCACCAAUCUUUCCAAACAUGAUUUCCUGGGACAGGCGUACUGUACUCUGGGGGAAAUAGUGGGCUCCCUGGGGAGUCGACUAGAGAAGCCUCUUGGGGGCAUUUCUGGGAAGAAGUGUGGCACCAUUAUUGUGAAGGCUGAGGAACUAAACAACUGCAGAGAAUCUGUAAUGAUGCAGUUUUGUGGCAACAAGCUGGACAAGAAGGAUUUCUUUGGCAAGUCUGACCCUUUCCUUGUAUUUUACCGCAGCAACGAGGACGGAACAUUCACCAUUUGCCAUAAGACAGAGGUGGUAAAGAACACCCUGAACCCUGUAUGGCAAGCCUUCAAGAUUCCAGUCAGAGCCUUGUGCAAUGGAGACUAUGACAGAACAAUCAAGAUUGAGGUGUAUGACUGGGACAGAGAUGGCAGCCACGAUUUCAUUGGAGAGUUUUGCACAAGCUACAGAGAGUUAUCCAGAGGCCAGUCCCAGUUUAACGUAUAUGAGGUCAUUAAUCCAAAGAAAAAAGACAAGAAGAAAAAAUACCUCAAUUCUGGAACGGUAACACUUCUGUCAUUCCUCGUGGAUAUUGAAGUCACCUUCCUAGACUACAUUAAGGGCGGGACUCAGAUUAAUUUCACCGUGGCAAUUGAUUUCACCGCCUCAAACGGCAACCCUGCCCAGCCAACUUCCCUGCACUACAUGAGCCCAUACCAGCUGAAUGCCUACGGCAUGGCUCUCAAAGCCGUGGGAGAGAUCAUUCAGGACUACGACAGUGACAAGAUGUUCCCAGCACUGGGCUUUGGUGCCAAGCUGCCCCCUGAUGGGCGUGUCUCCCACGAAUUCGCACUGAAUGGAAACCCACAGAACCCAUAUUGUAAUGGAAUAGAUGGUGUGAUGGAGGCGUACUACCAGAGCCUUAAGUCUGUGCAGCUUUACGGACCCACCAACUUCUCACCUGUCAUUAAUCACGUAGCGAGGUACGCUGCCUCUGUGAAGGACGGGUCACAGUAUUUCAUCCUCCUCAUCAUCACAGACGGAGUUAUCUCAGACAUGGCCCAGACCAAAGAGUCCAUCGUCAAUGCUUCAUGUCUUCCCAUGUCAAUUAUCAUUGUUGGUGUUGGACCAGCAGAGUUUGAUGCCAUGAUCGAGUUGGAUGGGGAUGAAGUCAGGAUCUCAUCCAGAGGCAGAUAUGCAGAAAGGGACAUUGUGCAGUUUGUCCCAUUUCGGGAUUACAUUGACCGAACAGGGAACCACAUCCUUAGCAUGGCACGGCUGGCAAAGGAUGUCCUGGCUGAGAUUCCGGACCAGUUCCUGUCCUACAUGAGGACCAGAGGCAUCAAACCUUUACCCGCACCGCCACCUUACACGCCACCAGGACAGCCGAUACAGACCCAAAUCUGACCCGCUCUCAAUCUUUUUCUCUUAAUUAUGUAAAGGGGCACUUCACCCCCUUCCCUAUCUGUCUCUUUCUCUCACGUUGCACUAUAGGCACUGGAAGGAUGAAGACACCGUGGCCAAACAGGGCCAGUGAGGCCUAAUUUACUUCCAUUACAAGCAUUCUUCUGUCAGGGUCUUUCUCUCUCUCCUUCUCUCUCUGUCAGAGCCUGGCUUAUCUCUUGUAGCCUCACUAAAAUGGACUGAGCUUGAUCUUUGUUCAGACUUACUGUUGGACUGAAGAAGAAAAAAGGGAUCAGUUGGCAUUGUUCCUUAGAGCUGCAUGCUUUUCCAGGAGAAGGCCUGAGGUUCAACUUCUUCUGGCCGCAAAUCACUUGACUGUUGUAAAUAACUUUGGAAACUUACAAUUUCCGAUUACUUAUGUAUAUCUCUCUCUCUCUCUCUCUCUCUCUCUCUCUCUCUCUCUCUCUCUCUCUCAAAUCUCUCACUCAGUGUUUACAUGUUGAUUUUCUUACUGUUGGAUACUUUUAUAUAAGCGUAACCUUUCAGUAUGAACUUUGAAAUACGACUUCUAUCUGCGUGUUGUCUUUGCCACGCAUGCCAGGCACUUAUUGUCACAUAAUUGCAUUGCAUGGCAUGGAGUAACAGCCAGCUCCGCUUUGUGAUGCAUGAAGGCCAUGUUCGACUUCAUACAUAUUUGUUUCCUCCUUCUUUCCUCUUUGCUUUAUUCUUUCUUUCCUUUUCUCUCACAUCACCCUGGCACAAGCGUGGUGCUUACCUGCGUGCGGUGCAUCGUGUGUGUGUGCGUGCGUGCGUGCGUGUGGUGUGUGCGUGCGUGUGUGUGCGUGCGUGUGUGCGUGUGUGUGUGUGUGUGUUUUUAAAAAAUGUUUUCUCUUGUGUCAAAACUUUAGCAGCUGCUCUCAAAUAAGAUUUGAGACUAUGAGCCCAGUGGUCAAAAACACAGAUUUUUUUUUUUACUCUUUCAUUUCUGUCCUGUUCAUAUUUAGUAAAACACAGUACAUGUGUUUAAUUGGUUUGUAAAAUCAUACGUGGUUGGGUUUUUAGUGUUGUAAUUUAUCUUCAUUCGAGAUGCCCAAAGAUGUGGAUAAAAAGCACAGUCCAUUGUAUUUUUUUUUUUCCUUAUACAGUACCUGCAAGGUUUGAGUGUUCAUAUAACAGUACUUCUGCAGAGGAGCAUCUGUAUUAAUUAAGAUUCAUAAGGUAUUCCCCCCAGACACCAAGCUAUUAUUAAAGUAUAAUUAAAAAUACAAUACAGCAAGUAAUAGGUAUUUAUUUCUAUGUUUUAGCCAGUUAAAUCUUCCUUCUGUACUUCACAGCCUUAAACCACACUGGAUCUAAACAGAUUUAAAUAAUUUAUACUUCAAAAAAAGAUAUUUUAGUAACCAGUCAGGCCUUACUGUAUGAAAACACAUUUAAACAUAAUUUUUCAGAACUUUGGGCCUGAUUUUUGGCCAAUGUGUGUAAGUGUAUGUGAAAUUGUUUUCAAAACAAUUUCUAAUCUGUUCUAAAGUUUCAAAUCUAUUUCCCUGUAGUGAGAGUUUUCACUAAAAUCACUGUAAGGAUAUAAAAGUAUGUGUAUUUUCAGCCAUCUUUGACUGAAUUUGCAAAAAAAAA
This is a messenger RNA of Silurus meridionalis, 3629 nucleotides long. RefSeq names its product copine-8. The transcript has 20 exons. Gene Ontology annotation, cellular component: plasma membrane. Gene Ontology annotation, biological process: cellular response to calcium ion. Gene Ontology annotation, molecular function: calcium-dependent phospholipid binding. Lineage: Eukaryota; Metazoa; Chordata; Actinopteri; Siluriformes; Siluridae. The coding region runs from base 303 to 2000 and encodes 565 amino acids. The record is from RefSeq and is a predicted model, not a curated record.